UCCUGAUAUAAACCGGCUCUGACUAAACCACUGCUCGCUACGGCGCUGUAACACACAAUAACUCACACUUGUUAGGGGUAAUAACAGGGCUUCUGCUCCGGGUUCAGCUCUCUCUCUGUCUGAAUGAGGAUUCAGUAGCUUCCAGCGCAGCAUGUCUCGUUCAGACCCGCCGUCCCCGCCGGCUGAGUCGUGCGGAGCGGGCGCCUACCUCCCCUUUUACCCGGCCGGUUACCAGGCUCUUCACCCGGAGGAGCACGGCCUGGAGCGCGCCUUUCGCCUCACGGCCUUCUCCGACAUGAAGGGAUGAGGCUGUAAAGUCCCGCAGGAGACUCUGCUCAAACUCCUGCAGGGACUGGAGCCCGACCGCCCGGCGGGGGAGGACGGGAGGACCGGAGAGGCCGGGGACGAGGUGUCUGAGUUCGGGCAGCUCGCUUCGGGUGCACAUGGACCCCGGCUAGGUAUUGGGAUGGAUUCUUGUGUCAUCCCUUUGAGGCAUGGAGGUUUGUCCCUGAUCCAAACUACAGAUUUCUUCUACCCUUUAGUUGAAGAUCCUUACAUGAUGGGUCGAAUAGCCUGUGCAAAUGUGCUGAGUGACCUGUACGCCAUGGGCAUCACUGAGUGUGAUAACAUGCUGAUGCUGCUUAGCGUCAGCCAGAAGAUGAAUGAAAAGGAGCGGGAGGUGGUGAUGCCCUUAAUGAUGAAGGGCUUCCGUGAUGCUGCUGAAGAGGGUGGGACUUCAGUGACGGGUGGCCAGACUGUCAUGAACCCCUGGAUCAUUGUAGGUGGUGUGGCGACUGUGGUGUGUCAACCCAAUGACUUCAUCAUGCCAGACAGUGCUGUACCAGGGGAUGUGCUGGUUCUCACCAAACCUCUUGGAACCCAGGUCGCGGUCAAUGCUCAUCAAUGGAUGGACAUACCUGAAAAAUGGAACAAGAUCAAACUGGUGAUAACAAAGGAGGAGGUGGAACAAGCUUAUCAGGAGGCCAUGCUCAACAUGGCCACACUCAACCGCACAGCUGCUGCACUAAUGCACAAGUUCAACGCGCAUGCCGCCACUGACAUUACUGGCUUUGGGAUCAUCGGGCACGCACGGAAUUUAGCCAAGCAGCAGCGCAACGACGUGGCCUUCGUCAUCCACAACCUGCCCAUCAUUGCCAAGAUGGCCGCAAUCAGCAAGGCAGGGGGAAACCUCUUUGGUCUGCUGCAGGGAACUUCCUCAGAGACAUCAGGUGGGCUUCUGAUCUGCUUGCCGCGGGAACAGGCCGCACGCUUCUGUGCAGAGAUGAAGGCGAGCCGGAGCUCGUCGCUGGGGCAGGAGGGAGGCGUGGGUGACGGGCAGCAGGCCUGGAUCAUUGGCAUCGUGGAGAAGGGCAAUCGCUGCGCUCGUAUCAUCGACAAGCCACGCAUUAUAGAGGUGCCCUACCGUGGAGCUGUAGCCAACACGCAGGAGGGCAACAACAAUAACGCCAGCCCUCCUGAGGUACAGCCCACCCAGGUAUAGGGGUGUAGCAUCUAUUGCAGCCUAGAAUACAAUACGAGUGUCAUUGGAAUGUGUCUAUCUCUCUGUCUCUCUCUUUUGUUCAUCUUUAUCAUUAAUUUUUUUUUUUUUUUUUGCUUUCUCCAGCCCCCUCUCCCAGGGUGUUGCCUCUCUGAUAAUGUGUGUGUGAGAGAGAGAGAGAGUAAGUGUGUGAAUGUGCCUUGAUUGUUUGUGCCUGUAGGAGGUGUAAGGUGUUUUGGUAAAGACUGGGAUGGUGUGAAUGUUUGGUUGUGUGGAACAGUGUGAGCAGAGUGAGAGUCAGGGCGUAAACAAGGGGCAGGGGGUCUGUUCACUCAGUGCUGUUCAUUUCUUCUCCCUGUUCAGCCGACGGGUUGAGAGCAACAGACCAAAAAAUUAUUUCUUUUUACCUGGUGGGACAUGAAAUGGACAGCAAACUCAUCAUUCACUUGUCUUCAUCUUUUUUUCUCCCUUCUUUUCAUCCUCUUUACAUUCAGUUAAGUUUAUUCUACUAUGUUCUACAUGCUGUAGUAUGCCUGGUUGUUUUCUCUUUGGCCUUCUGUCUUCUGCUUAUGUUCUUUUCCCUGAAGCAGCUCUUCUGUAACCACAAGUCAGUGGGUCUGAUCAGGUGACUCUUAAAUUGCCCUCUUUUUUUUUAAACUCUUUAACAUUUAAUGGCUUUUUUAGGCACUUUCUCCAGCUAGAAACAUCACAUCUUGUUUCUCACUAGUCAAGACCUUUCAGAUCAAAUAUGUCUUUCUGUGACAAUCAAAGCCAAGUGUUGGAGAAGCAGCAUAUUUUAGAGCAGUGGUCUCCAACUCUGAUCCUGGAGGACCCACUGCCAUGCAUGUUUAAGCGUUUACCCUCCUACUCCUGAAAAAAAUGUGAAGGGGUUGUGUAAGGCUACAUUCAGAAAGUUGGGCCAAAUAUGUAUAAUUGUUUUCAGAUUGAUUUUUUAUAUUGUCUGGACAGUCAGAAACAACACAAUGUGAUUUAUAAUUGGAUUUGUAUCUGAUUUCAUUGCAUAUUUUCUAAUUCUGGUGCAUUUACAGUAAUGCUAAUUAAUGUACACUGUCCCUGUUAAAUAAACUAUUAAAUAAAUAAUAAUACAAAAAUAUUUAAUCACUUGCAUUGCAGCAACAAGCUAAUUAAAUCCAGAAUGACAGAAGUGCGAGGGUUUAAAAAAAAAAAAGCACCAAAAGUUAGCUACUGACUUCAUUAACACAGGUGCUUUUGAGAUACCUGUACAUGCAAAUCUGAUCUGAUCUGAUUACUUGCAAAUAAUAUUCAACAUAAUUUAAAUCAACUGGUCUGAUUGUAGCCUUAGAGCAGAAACCCCACUUGCAUGUGCAGUUUGGGAUGUUCUCCAGUACCAAAGUUGGGAUUCAGUGGCUUAAAAUACAAAACAUGAUCAAAUCAAAGCAAACAAAAAGUUCCAAAUAAUCCUUAACAUGAUAUAUUUAAUUUAUUUGAUAUUUAAUUGUACAAUUGUGUCAAAGAAUUCAAUGCAAUCGUCCAAAUUAGGGAAGAUUGACCUGUUUUGUUUUUAUUUUACUUUCUCAUGGUUAAAGGAAGUAUGAGGUGUUUACAUUUAAUUCAAUACAAUUCAGGUGUAUGGAGUUUUUCAAGUUAAUGUUUUUUUUUUUUUUUUUUUUGGAAGAAGUCACAGCUAGCAGUUUCCUCACCUACGUAACAUGUGACUGCUUUGGGGGAGGUGUGUGUGUGUGUGUCUGGUUUGGUGUGAUGUUUUAGAGUUGUGGGAAUCCUGGUUAUCAUGUUCAUGCUGAGAUGUGAAUCAUUUACUCCACUCCAUUUACUGUGAUCUCCUUCUCUGCAUUUGGAUCAGUAGUGGAAUUGUAGUCUGGCUCGUCCUCCUGGAUCAGAGAGAGGAUUGAGCAGCUCUCUUUGAUCUGCCGGCCGAGUUCAGUAUACCCGAGGUGGUCUGCUGAAAAGCUCCAGAGGAACAGAAGCACCGCUCCUCCUGCUCAUGAUGCCUUUCCCUCUAAACCCCAAAAAAUGGGGGGAGGGAGAAGCUGAUGUUACUGGAAAGGAGGAGCGGUUCCUGAUCUUCUCAGUCUAUUCAGCUGGCUGAGUGUAUUGAUUUUUAUGCCAUCUCAAGACAAUAAAACAAUCAAUGUAGUUUCUCUAAA
Astyanax mexicanus (Mexican tetra) is the source of this 3645-nucleotide messenger RNA. RefSeq names its product selenophosphate synthetase 3 (gene sephs3). Gene Ontology annotation, cellular component: cytoplasm. Gene Ontology annotation, biological process: L-selenocysteine biosynthetic process. Gene Ontology annotation, molecular function: selenide, water dikinase activity; ATP binding. Lineage: Eukaryota; Metazoa; Chordata; Actinopteri; Characiformes; Acestrorhamphidae. The record is from RefSeq and is a predicted model, not a curated record. The transcript has 8 exons.